GUGAACCGCGGUGUCGGCCAAACAACGAUGGCUAGCCUCUUGGGAAAGGGGCCCGCAAAAUCUGCUCCUAAAACCGCAACUGGUGCCCCUGGAGCACCCGGUGCACCUAACGCCAAUGCCGUGAUCCUUCCGCUGGCGUCCCCCUUGAUGGGGGGCCUCAACAAAAAGAAAAAGCCCUUCUUGGGCAUGCCUGCUCCCUUGGGCUACGUACCUGGCUUGGGAAGAGGAGCAACUGGUUUCACUACACGUUCUGAUAUCGGUCCUGCUCGCGAUGCCAACGACCCAGUGGACGACCGUCAUGCUCCCCCUGGGAAAAGGACCGUGGGAGAUCAGAUGAAGAAGAACCAGGAUGACGACGAUGAGGAUCUGAACGAUACCAACUAUGACGAGUUUAACGGCUAUGCAGGAAGCUUGUUCUCCAGUGGCCCCUACGAGAAGGACGAUGAGGAGGCAGACGCCAUCUACGCCGCCCUGGAUAAGAGGAUGGAUGAACGGAGGAAGGAGAGAAGGGAGCUGAGAGAGAAAGAAGAGAUUGAAAAAUAUCGUAUGGAGAGGCCAAAGAUUCAGCAGCAGUUCUCAGACUUGAAGAGGAAACUGUCAGAGGUAUCUGAGGAGGAGUGGCUGAGUAUUCCAGAGGUGGGAGACGCCAGGAACAAGCGGCAGAGGAACCCCCGAUACGAGAAGCUGACGCCCGUACCGGACAGCUUCUUCUCCAAACACCUGCAGGGCGGAGAGGCCCACACCACAGUGGACCCACUUCAAGCGCAAUUUGGAGGCCUGAACACUCCCUUCCCUGGCGGCCUGAACACCCCGUACCCUGGGGGCAUGACCCCCGGAGCUGGCGAGCUGGACAUGAGGAAGAUCGGCCAGGCCAGGAACACCCUGAUGGACAUGAGGCUGAGCCAGGUCUCCGAUUCAGUCACAGGCCAAACUGUGGUGGACCCUAAAGGGUAUCUGACAGAUUUGAACUCCAUGAUCCCAACAUACGGUGGCGACAUCAGUGACAUCAAGAAGGCGCGACUGCUGCUGAAGUCUGUGAGGGAGACCAACCCCCACCACCCCCCCGCCUGGAUCGCCUCGGCCCGUCUGGAGGAGGUGACGGGCAAACUGCAGGUGGCCAGGAACCUCAUCAUGAAGGGCACAGAGAUGUGUCCCAAGAGUGAGGACGUGUGGCUGGAGGCGGCGCGUCUGCAGCCGGGGGACACUGCCAAGGCGGUGGUGGCGCAGGCCGUACGCCACCUGCCAGGCUCCGUGCGCAUCUACAUCCGCGCCGCCGAGCUGGAGACCGACGUCCGCGCCAAGAAGCGCGUGCUGAGGAAGGCCCUUGAGAACGUGUCCAAGUCUGUGCGUCUGUGGAAGACUGCGGUGGAGCUGGAGGAGCCUGAAGAUGCCCGAAUCAUGUUGAGCAGAGCAGUGGAGUGCUGCCCUACCAGUGUGGAGCUGUGGCUGGCACUGGCGCGUCUGGAGACGUAUGAGAAUGCGCGGCGCGUGCUGAACAAGGCGCGUGAGAACAUCCCCACGGACCGGCACAUCUGGAUCACGGCCGCCAAGCUGGAGGAGGCCAACGGCAACACGCAGAUGGUGGAGAAGAUCGUGGACAGGGCCAUCACCUCGCUACGCGCCAACGGGGUCGAGAUCAACCGCGAGCAGUGGAUACAGGACGCGGAGGAGUGUGAUAAGGCUGGUAGCGUGGCAACAUGUCAGGCCGUCAUUAGAGCUGUGAUUGGCAUCGGCAUCGAGGAGGAGGACUGCAAACACACAUGGAUGGAAGACUCUGAGAGUUGUGUGUCCCAUGGAGCGCUGGAGUGUGCCAGAGCCAUCUAUGCCCACGCCCUGCAGGUCUUUCCCAGCAAGAAGAGCGUGUGGCUGAGGGCCGCCUACUUCGAGAAGAACCAUGGCACAAGGGAGUCUCUGGAGGCUCUGCUGCAGAGGGCGGUGGCCCAUUGCCCCAAGGCCGAGGUGCUGUGGCUCAUGGGGGCCAAGUCCAAGUGGCUGGCCGGAGACGUGCCCGCUGCCAGGAGCAUCCUCGCCCUGGCCUUCCAGGCCAACCCCAACAGUGAGGAGAUCUGGCUGGCUGCUGUGAAGCUGGAGUCGGAGAACAAUGAGUACGAGAGGGCCCGGAGGCUGCUGGCCAAGGCUCGCAGCAGCGCCCCCACCGCCCGGGUGUUCAUGAAGUCGGUGAAGCUGGAGUGGGUGCUGGGCAACAUCGAGGCGGCCCAGGAACUAUGCACGGAGGCCCUGAAGCACUACGAGGACUUCCCCAAGCUCUGGAUGAUGCGCGGCCAGAUCGAGGAGCAGUCGGAGAACACGGACAAGGCCCGCGAGGCCUACAACCAGGGGCUGAAGAAGUGUCCUCACUCCAUGCCCCUGUGGCUCCUCCUCUCCCGGCUGGAGGAGCGGGUGGGUCAGCUGACUCGAGCGCGCGCCAUCCUGGAGAAGUCUCGCCUCAAGAACCCCCAGUCGCCAGAGCUCUGGUUGGAGUCGGUGAGGCUUGAGUUCCGCGGUGGGCUGAAGAACAUUGCCAGCACCCUGAUGGCUAAAGCUCUGCAAGAGUGCCCAAACUCUGGCAUCCUGUGGUCAGAGGCUAUAUUCCUGGAGGCCAGACCCCAGAGGAAGACCAAGAGCGUUGACGCGCUGAAGAAGUGCGAGCACGACCCCCACGUUCUUCUGGCCGUGGCCAAACUGUUUUGGAGUGAGCGCAAGAUUACGAAAGCCAGAGAGUGGUUCCUGAGGACGGUGAAGAUUGAGCCAGACCUGGGUGAUGCCUGGGCCCUCUUCUACAAGUUUGAGCUGCAACAUGGAACAGAGGAGCAACAGGCGGAGGUGAGGAAGCGGUGUGAGAACGCAGAGCCACGGCACGGAGAGCUGUGGUGCGCCGAGUCCAAGCACGUGCUCCACUGGCAGAAGAAGAUCGUGGAGAUCCUCAUCCUGGUGGCGUCCAAGAUCAAGAACGCAUUCUGAGCAGCCCCUCCUCGUUUAGAGCCCCGCCCUAGAACCCCUCCAGAACCCCGCUCACACCAGAACAGGGAUGGCCAACUUGCAUUCAUUAGUGUACAAUCCAGUUUCGCAUAUUCCAAGUGGCCUGGUUUUAUCUGUCUAAUUCAACCAGGACAUCAUUGAACCAAACAGCCACCUGGUUGAAUUUGACGGGUAAAGCUAAGUUAUUUGGAAUAUGUGGCACUGGAUUUUUAAUAAUGAGUCCAGGUAUCCGAUCACGGCUCCAGAGCAACACAACAUUCAUCUGUGUGUGUGUUUGUGUGUGUUUUAGCAAAUGCACAUGCAAUGUGUUCCUUUAUUCUUGUAUUGUUAUUUUUUUUAUUGUUGGAUCAUGCCCAACAAGCCCAAAUGUGAUUGUUUUCUCCAGGAAAGAGAAAUGCUACUCUGACUUUUUUUUAUGCAUACACAUAGCUGACAGCUUCACAACAGCUUCCCAUGGACAGAUGACCUCUCACUUCUCCUUUGAUAUGAUCAAUAUGAUGUGUUUUACUGAACCUGUUUGUUGUUAGUAACUAUAUUUUAAGGGAGUUCAUUUCUUUACCCCUGGGACAUUUGCAGUUUUCCCCAUUUUCCACUUCCACAUUACCAAGACUUAUUCUGUAUAUCAAAUGUGUCAAUAAAUUAGAGAGAGGACAAAGUA
Molecule: messenger RNA, 3637 nt
Organism: Engraulis encrasicolus (European anchovy)
Lineage: Eukaryota; Metazoa; Chordata; Actinopteri; Clupeiformes; Engraulidae
Gene: prpf6
Product: PRP6 pre-mRNA processing factor 6 homolog (S. cerevisiae)
Exons: 21
Coding region: 28-2961 (977 amino acids)
Biological process (GO): spliceosomal tri-snRNP complex assembly; mRNA splicing, via spliceosome
Cellular component (GO): U4/U6 x U5 tri-snRNP complex; catalytic step 2 spliceosome
Molecular function (GO): protein binding
Source: RefSeq, a predicted model, not a curated record